This is a messenger RNA of Brassicogethes aeneus, 1185 nucleotides long. Lineage: Eukaryota; Metazoa; Arthropoda; Insecta; Coleoptera; Nitidulidae. The record is from the annotation of a GenBank genome assembly.
AUGGAAGCUGCAAUUUAUCUUCUGUGGAAGUUUACAACCCCAAAGCCGAUAUGUGGACCAUGUUGCCAAGCUGCAUGUCCAUCGAUUGUAAAGCUACAAUCUAAUUCUAAACGUCAUUUUUCUAGUAGAUAUGCGAAUUGCGGAGACGAGAACAGCAGCGCAGAGGGUUGCUACGGCAGCGCGGAGGCUUCGUGUUCGUCGAGUCCUCCGGGUCAGCACCGUCACGUGGGCGAGAACAUCUACGAGGCCAUCUGUCGGCAAAGCGACGAAGACGAGGAGGGGGACGAGGAGGAGGACCCGCCCACCCCCACCAAUCAAGCGACCAACCGGGGCGACCAGGAGAACAUCUACGAAACGAUCGAGGAUCUAAGACAGCGCCAGCAGGCAAGUUUUUUUUAUUUUGUAGAACAGCAGCUGCAGAACGCAGCCGAGCCGCUCUACGACAACGAACAACCGUCCUGCAGCAGCACGUACGGCAUGAUAGGCAACGCGUACGGCAGGAUCGACGUGAUUGGCCACGGCAUCGGGCGCAUCGAGCGCCAUCUGUCCUCGUCGUGCGGCAGCAUCAACUCGAAUCACUACGCCGCCUUGGACACGGUGUACGGAAGCUGCAGCGGCGCGGCCGGCGGCGCCAACUUAAACCAACGAACCAUGCCGCUGCCCGUUCCGCCGCCACUGGACCGCACCGGCCGCAUCAGCAAAGUCUCGGUCCAAUGGCUGCUGGCCAACAAGUGGUUGCCGCUGUGGAUCGCGAACACCGAUCAGGGAGGCCGCGAUUAUCGAAUCAUCGAUUUCCUGCUGGCUCAGGGUUUGGAACAGGACGAAGACGAGGACGACGACGAAGACGGCGCCGCUGUCGCUGCUGCCAAAGACUCCGAAACGCAACACAAAAAUUAGACCGCUAGAGGUACGUGCAAGUCUUUUAAUUGCGAAUGUCUUCAUUACUUUUAAUGGGAGGUCAAAGUGCGGCCUAUAAAAAUUGUACAUCUGCAAAUUAUCUACAAAAAAGUUAAUAUUAUAGUUAUUAAAUAAUUUUUUCAUUAAAGCGUUAAAGAAAUAUUGUAACGAUAAACUAAAGUGUAUGGAAAAUGUGCAAAAACCAUAUAAAAUGGUUUGUCUUUAACUUUACAACCAUAAUAAUAUAUUAUGUAUCAAGCCAAGCUUGCUAGCGAGUGGUUAAUAAAA